This is a messenger RNA of Ilex paraguariensis (yerba mate), 168 nucleotides long. NCBI's taxonomy places the organism in Eukaryota, Viridiplantae, Streptophyta, Magnoliopsida, Aquifoliales, Aquifoliaceae. The record is from the annotation of a GenBank genome assembly.
AUGGAGGUAUCAAAUGUUGAGAUCCUCAGUCUCUUUAAGGAACAAUCCUCACGUGAGGAUAGAAGCUACACCUUCCUUAGAAGGUUUGGGAGGAGAAAAGGCAGGAAUUUCAGAAGACUUAGGGAUUUCGAGUUGAGGGGGGAUAUUCGAAAGCCUUGGGUCAUCAUG